Messenger RNA from Nylanderia fulva, 1971 nucleotides. Lineage: Eukaryota; Metazoa; Arthropoda; Insecta; Hymenoptera; Formicidae. The record is from RefSeq and is a predicted model, not a curated record.
UGUCCGGAGCGAUGACCAACGAUGACAGUAAAUGAACGUGGAUGCAAGUGUUCUGGUAUCUUAUUUGACGAAUAUCUGAAAGGUUGGUGCCGGCAUUAGUACAAGAAUCAUGAUUUUCCCACGAGAUAACUCAAUUCUUGAGGCUUUGAGUUAAUUUAAUUAGAAAGAUGAAGAAUCUGCACUGCAUCAGUGCAUCAAAUCUCUUGCUACAAAGUUGUUGUUUCUAUAAUAUUUUACGUAAUGACUCCUGCAAUAUAACUGCGUAUUGCAGCCUCUUUGUGUAGGAUAUUUGAAAUGUUUAUGCGUAAGACAAUGAUGACUCUUAUUAGGCAUUUGGCAAUCUAAAAGAGUCCAGCUAUGGCUGAAGGUGGAACAGAGCCAAAAUCUAUUGAUGGCCAGAUUUCGAGAGGUCAGUUAGAAAUAAAUGAAUGCCUUGGUAACUGGUUAACGUACUUACAGACACUUAAUGGCCUAUGUACAGCUGGUACUAAAUUGGCUCAGUCCCUGCAAGCACUUCUUUCUGUGCACGAUACAGUGGCACAAUGUCGUCUGACAGGUCAAUGUUUAGCUGGAUGGGAAGAGUUGACGAGAGCUACACAUAUAGCCAGUAGUACCGUUAAGAAUCAUGUAAUCACUGCUCUGAGGGAUCAUGAAUCUCGUGACAAUGAUGGGGACAAACAUGAUAUUCUCAGAGAAAAUCUCUUGACGUUCAUAAACUUGCAAUAUCAGUUCUGCGUAGCUUGUUGCGAAUGCUUAGGUGGUAUGGCAGAAUGUUCUUGCUCUCAAAAUGGCAGCGGCGAUUGCGAUAUCGCCGCGUUACAGCAAUGCUUCGAGCGUCUUUAUAGUUCACCAAUACCACCGAUUUCUUCCUCGUCCACCCAACAUUCGGUGCAAAAUUAUCGGAGGUCUCCCUUGCCGUAUUCGUUGUUUCCUCUGCAGGUUCAGAGAAGAUGGUCGGAAACGGCGGCGGCAGAAAUGUCAGGCGAAUCUGUCGAGAGCACGAUGAGGCGUUGGUCGAUGCCCUGGGACUGCAAGCACGUCAUAGAAUGGCCGCGUCAGGACGCGAGAUCGCGAUUAAGGGUGCCGCAGCAGGAUCGCAGCAGAUCGACCACGCCUGAUUCGGUGUGGAAAAUGUCCACGAUGGCUAGUCAAGACGGUCUGCAGGAAGCCAUUCAAUUGCUAUCUUGCAAACCAGGAGUUCGGUCGUCCAAUCAGCUCUCGGCUUAUACUAGUCAGCAUAUCCCGGGUGUCACCUUGACGACCUGCAACUUCGAUUCGAAUUACGACUCCGCUAUCUGGUCGAGAUCGCAUAGAAUAGGCUCUCCCAGAUGCUGGCCUCAGGAUUCUAGCGAUUAUUCUGAUCAAUCUGGAUAUCGCGAUAGCGAUCACAGUGUUCACAGCGGUGAACAUAGGGAUUCGGAACAGAGCGGUACCAGUGGCAGUCACGGCGAUAGCAAGGAUAGCAUUCACUCGCAUUGCGAUCAUAGGGAAACGGAAACUGGUACAGCGGACACAUUGCCAUCCCGCAAGAGCAGCUCGUCAACCGAUUCCUGCCUCUCGGCGCACAGCCGAUCGGGUUCGGAAAGCGCUGGUGGCGGGGUAAAUAAACGAGAUCAGUUGUAUUCUGAUUGUUAGUGAACUUAAGUUUAUUAAGCCGAUAUCUUUUCUUUGAGAUAUAUACGAGAGAAAAAAAAAAGUUCGUACACCGACAUUUUUGCACGCCGAACUUUGACUUGGCGCGACUUACAAUAAUCGAUAAAUAUUCUAGAUAUAUACACGAGAAAUUUUUGAAGAUUUAAACAAAACGUAAUGUUAUAAGAGGAUAUAUAUAUUUAAAAAUGUAUAUGCAGUUGAAAGAAAUGAUGGCGUACGAAUUACUUUUAUGUAUACGACUAUACCCUUCUAUUUACACUGUCCUGAUAUAUUAUACAACGCUUUCUUCGAAGCAAAAAUUAAAGUAAAAGGCUCUGA